ACUCGAGCACUGUACCCGCCGGCCGUCGUGCGUGUAUUGUAUGGAAAUAUAUAAUUGGCUCUUGUAUUCUUCUUUUGACGGGCUCCGCGACCGCUGUAUUAUGUCGGGCGCAGUGCAAGCGGCGGCACUCGACCGCCACUGAUCAGGUCCCCGGUCGCCUGCCACGCUAACCGCGCCGCACCGCCACGCAUCGCCCCGCAUCGCCACGCGUCGCACCGCACAACCACGCAUCGCUCCGCACCGCCAUGAACGCGACCGACCGAGGGUUUUUGCGCAACUGCACGCCGCCAGCCAUUGACGACUUUCCGGCGGGAUUCUUCACCGAGCAGCAGCGGCAGCACGGUGCCAUCGUCCUGCACGCCUUCAUCUCCAUUUACCUCUUCGUGGCGCUGGCGGUAGUCUGCGACAAAUUCUUCGUGCCUGCAGUGGAUAGAAUAUGCCACGCAUUAAACAUGACUAACGACGUGGCUGGGGCUACGUUCAUGGCAGCGGCCACGUCGGCACCGGAGCUCUUCGUGAACGUCAUAGGGACGUUUAUUACGGAGGGGGAUAUCGGUGUGGGCACCAUAGUCGGUUCUGCAGUCUUCAACAUCCUCGCUGUAGCCGCCUGCUGCGGCAUCGGCGCGGGCAUGGUGGUUCCUCUGGACUGGUGGCCAUUGACGCGCGACUGCUUGGCCUAUGGUAUCACUGUGUCCAUACUUAUAUGUAUAAUGCACGAUGAGUAUGUGCAAUGGUACGAGGCGUUCCUGCUCGUGUCACUCUAUGGCGUGUACCUUUGCAUCAUGUAUUAUGACAAGUCCAUUCAAAACUUUACUAAAGCAAGUUGGAAAUAUGUGUCAGCGAUGAGGAAUAAAAACGAUGAAAAACAGGAGAGCUCUUAUGCUGUUGGAAGUGAACUUAACGAAUCUAAAAUCCUAGCGUCGCCCAGUAAGAACGAGCCGACUGUGGAUCAUUGUCAGCAUAAUGGGAACAUCAAAUGCAUUACAUUGCAUGGGGAUGAUCGUGAUAAGAAACCUGAAACAAUUGAGGAAGAGGACAAGAAUGUCAAUAUUGAAGUGGACUCAAAGCAAAACGAAGCUGAGAUCAUUGCACAAGACGAAAAUGCUCACAAAGAUAAUGUAGAAGAGGGCAACAAAAAUAAAACAGAUGAAUAUGAGCAUUCUCUUUGGAAAUGGCCAUCUGGUAGAAGCGUGCUCACAAAGAUAACCUGGAUCAUAACUUGGCCAAUCCACCUGGUAUUUAUGUUUACAAUACCUGACUGCGAAAAGCCCCGCUUCAAGAGCUGGUUCCCUCUCACAUUUAUAAUGUGUAUCGUGUGGAUAGGAUCCUUGUCUUACAUUGUCGCGUGGAUGAUCACUAUUAUUGGGGACACUUUAAUGAUUCCGGAUUCUGUGAUGGGAAUAACGUUCCUUGCCGCCGGUACAUCAGUACCAGAAGCAGUUUCGAGCGUCAUAGUUGCAAAACAAGGUCAUGGUUCUAUGGGUAUCAGUAAUUCUAUUGGAUCAAAUACAUUCGACAUUCUGUUAUGUCUUGGACUGCCGUGGCUAAUCAAAGCUUCACUUACUCCAGCUGAGCCUGGCAAUUAUUGGGUCAAGAUAAAUUCGAUGGGACUGGAGUAUUCAGCGAUAUCUCUCCUGUCGACGCUCCUGAUGCUCUAUCUGACGUUUUGGUUCAACAAGUUCAAGCUGGACGCGGCAGUGGGGCGCGCCUGUCUUGCCAUGUACGCCCUGUUUCUAGUGCUGGCAACACUUAUCGAACUGAACGUGUUCUUCCCAGUUAACGUGCGCACGUGCAAAAGAACCGAACUGUAAUCAUAAUUAACACAUGACUUGUGGGAGAUAGUGUAAAAAGCAGGCUAGGUCUGCAUUUCAUAACACAGUGUGGAGAAAACACUUGUGCCUGACUUCGAGCUCAAUUCGUAUUCGCUUAGUAUCGAAUUGAUCGCCUACAAAAUUGUUUACGUCGUUCUAUCCGUAAAGUACGUACUUCGGCCGUCUCUCCGAGUCCUCAUAGAUUAAUUGCUUCCGGCGUUUUGAGUCAAAUGGGUAAUAAGAAAUAUGAUAUGAUCGAUGCAAGUACGUGUUUUGUAGAUAGCGAUUUUAUCCCUCAAAGCCAUUCGUCGCUUUUAUAUUUUUUUAGGAAGAUAUUUUAUAAUGUUUAUUUUUAUAAAAAUGUGUUGGUGCGGAUAUGAACACUUCUUCUAUGUGCAAUUAAGACAACCGUCUAGGUAUAAGUAAAGAAUUCAGUUGAGAAGGCAACAAUUUCUUUAAUUGGACCAUAAGCAAUUACUGUAUUAAUUGCUUAUGCAACGAGUUAUUUGAGAUCAUUGAUAAGAUAAUUGUUCACUUAUAACUUCAAUAAGCAUUGUUGCCGUUUCGAAUGACGAAAUUUAAUGAGCAUAUACAUAUUGCAUUGAUCAGGUUCUAUUUAAGGUUAUUUAGACAUAUAAAUAUAAGGUAUUACAAUAUAAUUAAAUUAAAUUUCAACAAAUUGGCGCGUUCGUUGUUCUGAAUACUAAAGUGAACUUUGUUUACGUUCUUAAAAGCUGGAAAAAUUGUUUGUGUAAAUAAAUACAUAUCUACUGUUGUAAUGUAACAGAGUUUAACAUUAACUGAAUAUAUUGAUUUU
This is a messenger RNA of Parnassius mnemosyne (clouded apollo), 2628 nucleotides long. The record is from the annotation of a GenBank genome assembly. NCBI's taxonomy places the organism in Eukaryota, Metazoa, Arthropoda, Insecta, Lepidoptera, Papilionidae.